CCGCUAGGCGUUAGCAUCUGCAAUCCUGCGUCCGCCAAUCCAGUUACAGUCGGCGUUGACCUUUCUUACAAUAGAGCUCUUACUUGUUAGUUAAGCGCUUUUACCAAGAUGGGCGUAAUUGAUAUGGAAAAAAUUGUUACGUCGACUAUGAUGCCCGCCAAUGUGACUGAGGAGAUUCCAUGGGUUGAAACAACCAUUGCUGGCGGAUUCCGGAUCUGGCAGGUUCUCUUCCUCAGUGGAGCAGUUCUUUUAGCCGUCGUAAUAAUUCUGUGCUGCUGCGUACGCAUACGUAUUCCACGAACUAAACAAGAAAUUGAGGCCGACUUCCGACGUAAGCAGCUUUCCAAGCGCUUCAAGCAAGAACUUAAGCGUAUUCGAAAUUCCGAAUUGGAUGUGAUGGACCUCAGGCGGGCACUUGAUCGAGUACGAGCCGACUUCCACUCGGACACGGAAAGCUUCUGCGGUAAUCAAUCCGACAUUUUCACUUCUUUGGCCCAAGGAGGAGUAGGUUCACCGGGAGAGGAUAGCCCACUAGACUCAAGCGACUACAACGUUACCCAACAAUGGUUAGAAAUGCAAAUGUCCAAGCUACGUCCGGCGGCGCCAUUACCUAAACCUUAUACAACUCAGCCUGUAUAAUUUAGCAUGGGCAGAACAUGAGUCGGUACAUUUUUUGCAUCUUUCCGCAAUUUGGUCUAUCUUUAAAUUUUGGCGCAAAUCACUUCAUCGUAUAGCAAACUUGGACUAAAAGAUGUUUUACCGCUUUCAUCCGAUAAUACACGUAU
This is a messenger RNA of Daphnia carinata, 785 nucleotides long. RefSeq lists its product as uncharacterized. The transcript is spliced from 5 exons. Bases 109 to 639 code for a protein of 176 amino acids. The record is from RefSeq and is a predicted model, not a curated record. Lineage: Eukaryota; Metazoa; Arthropoda; Branchiopoda; Diplostraca; Daphniidae.